Messenger RNA from Athene cunicularia (burrowing owl), 493 nucleotides. RefSeq names its product ribosomal protein S15 (gene RPS15). Bases 91 to 447 code for a protein of 118 amino acids. The record is from RefSeq and is a predicted model, not a curated record. Gene Ontology annotation, biological process: translation; ribosomal small subunit assembly. NCBI's taxonomy places the organism in Eukaryota, Metazoa, Chordata, Aves, Strigiformes, Strigidae. Gene Ontology annotation, cellular component: ribosome; cytosolic small ribosomal subunit. Gene Ontology annotation, molecular function: RNA binding; structural constituent of ribosome. The transcript is spliced from 3 exons.
UCCCGGCUGCAGGCGGAGGUGGAGCAGAAGAAGAAGCGAACCUUCCGCAAAUUCACCUACAGAGGCGUGGACCUGGACCAGCUCCUCGACAUGUCCUACGAGCAGCUGAUGCAGCUCUACAGCGCCCGGCAGCGCCGGCGCCUCAACCGCGGCCUCCGCCGCAAGCAGCACUCGCUGCUGAAGCGGCUGCGCAAGGCCAAGAAGGAGGCACCGCCCAUGGAGAAGCCGGAGGUGGUGAAAACCCACCUGCGGGACAUGAUCAUCCUCCCCGAGAUGGUGGGCAGCAUGGUCGGCGUCUACAACGGCAAAACCUUCAACCAGGUGGAGAUCAAGCCUGAGAUGAUCGGCCACUACCUGGGGGAAUUCUCCAUCACCUACAAGCCGGUGAAGCACGGCCGGCCCGGCAUCGGCGCCACCCACUCCUCCAGGUUCAUUCCGCUCAAGUAACGCAGGAGCCUUUUCCACCUGUAAAUAAAGAAAUUUCUGCCACCUG